Pteropus alecto (black flying fox) is the source of this 2319-nucleotide messenger RNA. It is a transcript of the gene TGIF2, whose product is annotated as TGFB induced factor homeobox 2. Lineage: Eukaryota; Metazoa; Chordata; Mammalia; Chiroptera; Pteropodidae. Gene Ontology annotation, molecular function: DNA-binding transcription factor activity, RNA polymerase II-specific; RNA polymerase II cis-regulatory region sequence-specific DNA binding. Bases 1486 to 2199 code for a protein of 237 amino acids. The record is from RefSeq and is a predicted model, not a curated record. Gene Ontology annotation, biological process: regulation of transcription by RNA polymerase II. The transcript is spliced from 3 exons.
AACACCUUCCUUUGAGGAGGGGAGGAUGCUUGCCCAAGGUCACACAGCCAAGUUGGAGGGACCAGAGCCCUGCCUUGCUCAUUUAUCUGGUUUUCUGAGGAUUUGAUUCUGGGACCAGGCCAGGAGCUAGAUGACAAAGGGAGAAUGUCUGAGACAACCAGUAGGGUUGACUCUACACUCUGCAGGGUACACAGUAGGUGCACAGUAAAUGUUGCAUGGAUUGCUGUAGGACCAUGGUGAUUGAUAGUUUCCUGACUUUUCACUGGGUCUUGGGAGACUUGGGAGGCAAGAUGGUAUAGAGUGUGGGGGUGGGGGGCAGCAAAAUGCCUUGGUCCAAACAAUAACCUGAAUGUUAGUUUUUUUCCAUAGCAGCUUUAUUGAGAUAUAAUUCACAAAGCACAGAACUUACCAAUUUAAAAGGAACAAACCAGUAGUUUUUAGUACAGUUGAAACUUGAACUACAUGAGUUUGAACUGUGCAGGUCAACUUAAUACUGGAAUUUUUUCAAUAAAUACCUGUACUGUUUUCCAUCUGUGGUUGGGAGCCCACAGAUACAGAGGGCCAACUGUAUGCAUUGUUCUCCGCCAUUUUAUAUAGCGGACUUGAGCACUGGGGGUUCCUAGAACCAAUCUUCCUUAGAUACCAAGGGACAACUAAGUUUAGAGGGAGUCAAACGUUAUUCGCAGUUUUUCGAGUGCAUGGGGUUUGGUGCCUCUAACCCCCACGUUCAAGGGUAUAUUCACAGUCAGUUUGAGAACAUUUUUAUCACCUCCAUAGCCUUUAGCUGUCACCCUUCUAUCUCCCUCUAGCCCAUUCUGGACAUUUCAUAAAAAUAGAAUCAUAUAAUGUGUUCUUUGUGACAUGUUUCUUUCACUUAAAGAAUGUUUUCACAUAACGUUUUCAACGUUCAUCCACAUUGUAGCGUGGAUCAGGGUUUCAGUCCUUUUAUGGCCAAAUAAUAUUCCACUGUAUGGAUAAACCUCAUUUUGUUUAUCUGCUCAUCUAUUGAUAAACACAUAGGUUGUUUCCACCUUUUGCUAUUAUUACAAUUAAUGUUACUAUAAACAUUUUCGUACAGCUUUUGUGUGGACAAAGGUUUUCAUUUCUUUUGGGUAGAUAACCAGGAGUGAAAUUCCUGGCGCACAUGGUGACUCUCUUUAAUGGCCAUAGUACCUUGGGCAGCUUUCUUUAUCUCUCUGGGCCUUGGUUUACUCAUCUAUAAAAUGAUAAUAGUAGUGUCUCCCUUACAGGGGCUUUGUGAGAAUUGAAUGAAAUAAUAAAUGUAAAGUGCUCAGAACAGAGCAAGGAAAACAGACGCCAGUGGUAUAGCUGCAACUAUUUCUGGUCUAGUACUGCUUAUUAAUGAGCUGCCAUUUAUUUCAGUAGGCAUCUACUGGCCCCAUGAAACAGAUGCAUUUGGGAUUCAUUCCUUCUCGUUUGCCCUUACUGUGGCUUGCCCGAGGUCCAGCCUAGCCCCUAGACACCAUGUCAGACAGUGAUCUGGGCGAGGAUGAAGGCCUCCUCUCCCUGGCAGGCAAGAGGAAGCGCAGAGGGAACCUGCCCAAGGAGUCGGUGAAGAUCCUCCGGGACUGGCUGUAUUUGCACCGCUACAAUGCCUACCCCUCUGAGCAGGAGAAGCUGAGCCUUUCUGGACAAACCAACCUAUCAGUGCUGCAGAUAUGUAACUGGUUUAUCAAUGCCCGACGGCGACUUCUCCCAGACAUGCUUCGGAAGGACGGCCAAGACCCCAACCAGUACACCAUUUCCCGCCGCGGGGGUAAGGCCUCAGAUGUGGCCCUCCCCCGUGGCAGCAGCCCCUCAGUGCUGGCAGUGUCUGUACCGGCCCCAGCCAGUGUGCUCUCCUUGUCCAUGUGCUCCAUGCCACUCCACUCAGGCCAGGGAGAGAAGCCAGCAGCCCCCUUCCCACAAGGGGAGCUGGAGCCUCCCAAGCCCUUGGUGACCCCGGGUAGCACACUCACGCUGCUGACCAGGGCCGAAGCUGGAAGCCCCACAGGUGGACUCUUCAACACACCGCCGCCCACACCCCCAGAGCAGGACAAGGAGGACUUCAGCAGCUUCCAGCUGCUGGUCGAGGUGGCGCUACAGAGGGCUGCUGAGAUGGAGCUCCAGAAGCAGCAGGACCCGUCACCCCCGUUACUGCACACUCCCAUCCCCUUAGUGUCUGAAAACCCCAAGUAGGCAUCUGCCAACAGGGGUGCUCGAGGCUCGAGCCAGCUGUCCUGGGUUUCUGUUUUGGUUCCCUUUCAUACAGAGGGUUUUCUCUGGAUCACUGCCAAACAUCAGGAUCAUCUCCUCUGU